CAGCACCAGAAAAGGAAACACCAAAACAGAAAGAAAAACACUAUAUAGUUGAACUCUGCAUAUAUCUGUGGAAGCAUUUUCCAACACAAGAGAGAGGAAAAUGGUUGCCAGUGAUGAACUUUAUGGUGGAGAUCAUGAGCUUCCACUGGUCCAACCAGACCAUGAGGUAACUGAAGCUCAGAAGGAUAAGGCCAUAGAAGAGCUGAGAAGUGAAGUCAGUAAGCUGGAUGAGAGACUUAAACUUUCAGAGGAUCAUCUUAAACAAAAGAAUCUAGAAAUCAAGAACCUGACAGAAGAAAAGAAAGAUGCAUUGGCUGCACAAUAUGCUGCAGAAGCAGCUCUUAGUAGGGUACAUGCAGAUCAAAAGGAAGAUGAUUUUUUUCCAAUUGAGAGUGUCAUUGCUCCUCUAGAGGCUGAGGUUAAGAUGUAUAGGACUGAGAUUAUAUCAUUACAAGAAGAUAACAAAGCUUUAGAAAGACUUACAAAGUCAAAAGAGGCAGCACUGCUUGAAGCAGAAAGGAUUUUAAGAAGUGCAUUAGAGAGGGCUUUAAUAGUUGAGGAAGUUCAGAAUGAAAACAUAGACUUGAAGAGACAGAUAGAGAUCUGCCAGGAAGAGAACAAAAUUUUAGAGAAAACCCACCGCCAAAAGAUCGUGGAGGUUGAAAAACUUAGCCAAACUAUCCAUGAACUUGAAGAGCUCAUCUUAUCUAGGGGAGACAAUGCUAAUGCCAUUCGUGAUUAUCAGCGACAGAUUGCUGAAUUGCAAGAGGAGAAAAGGACACAGGAGAGAGAGCUAGCAAGGGUAAAGGUUUCAGCCAACAGAAUUGCAACUGUUUUGACUAAUGAGUGGAAGGAUGAAAAUAAAAAGGUCAUGCCUGUGAGACAAUGGCUAGAAGAGAGAAGGAUUAUGCAGGCAGAGGUGCAAAGAUUGAAAGAAAAGCUAGCUAUAUCAGAGAGAACAGCAAAGGCAGAAUCACAAUUGAAGGAUAAACUGAAGCUGAGGCUAAGAACACUGGAAGAAGGCUUAAAGCAAUUCUCAAGCUGCCCAAUAAAGUUGAAUACAUCUGGGUCUCCAAAAGCAGAAAAGUCUAACAUCCUAGGUUUCCAAACCACCAAUGGUGGAAUGAGAAAUAGAUCCACAUCACAUCCAAGGGCAUCUACUGUUGGAAGCCCUUUGUUCAAAAAGACAAAUAUAAAAAGUAACAUAGACAGUGUUGGUGGGAACCUAAAAAACAAAUAUGGUUUUUCAGAAAAUGUUUUAACAAAAGGUAUAAGGGCAUCAAGAAAUAGAGUUGCUGAUGGUGGUGAAAAUGAAAAUGGGAUGCUGGCGAACACCGGCAAGAAUUUAAAUGAUUGCAAUGAUGAAAGAGAAGCUGCAGAAAUCAAAACCAUUGUACAUGUUGAUGAAGACUCUAAAAGCAACAGCUGCAAUGAUUUAGGCAGCAAUGAUAUGGUCUCCGGUUUCCUAUAUGAUAGGCUUCAAAAAGAGGUCAUCAAUUUGAGGAUGUCUUGUGAAAUGAAAGACAGUAGUUUGCACACUAAAGAUGAAGAAAUUAAGAUGCUCGCGAAGAAAGUUGAUGCCUUGACAAAGUCUAUGGAAGUAGAGUGGAAGAAAAUGAAGAGAGAAGCAGCUGCUAAAGAGAAGGAGGCUGCAUCAACAAAAUCAGAUGAUACCCGGAAAAAUAGAAGCAUAAGUUCCUCUAAAAGAUUAUGCUGAUGAAAGAACGUUGAAGGUUUUUUAUGUAGAGAAAACUGAAGGCAAUUUAUUUAUCAAGGGUAUCUUGGCGAUUUUUCUCUGUAAAUACAAAAUAAAACUUUGUGAGUUAUCAUGUUGGAAACUUGAAAUAAAGUUCCAUGGGGUAACUGAGUCUGGGAUCUGACCCUGUAUAUAGAGAAGUAUUUUGUGUAUUCCUAUAUAUUUAUUGAAGUAUUUUGUGAGUGUUACAUACAAGACAAGUUUGUCAAAUACAUCAGCAGAGAAAUAGUAUUGACAAAUGCUACCAGUAGAGUCAUUUAAGCAACAGAAAUUGACGAA
Messenger RNA from Lotus japonicus, 2035 nucleotides. Its product is annotated as microtubule-associated protein 70-5-like. Lineage: Eukaryota; Viridiplantae; Streptophyta; Magnoliopsida; Fabales; Fabaceae. Gene Ontology annotation, molecular function: microtubule binding. The record is from RefSeq and is a predicted model, not a curated record. The transcript is spliced from 10 exons. Gene Ontology annotation, biological process: cytoskeleton organization. The coding region runs from base 101 to 1717 and encodes 538 amino acids.